AUGGCUAACGGGUGGGUGAAGUCCCUGCAAUGCAGAUCUAACGCCGUGGAGGACGUCUACCACCCCAAGCCGCCGCCGCCGCGGCUGCAUCACCGCGCCGGCAAGGCCCCCCCCCCUCUGCUUCCCCUCGGUUGCGGCAAUAACACGUCCCAGGCUCUGCGGGACGUCGUCGCCCUCUUCCCCAAACACCCCCUCUCCAAGAAGACGCCUUCGAUGUCCAGCAGGGCGCUGUUGGCGACUCCGCCGCCGUCGCCGCCUCUCAAGGAGAAGCGCCCCAAGCAGAGGAGACAUCACCGCGAGCAGGCCCGCCACGAGCGCCCGCUGAAGGCCUCCAAGCCCAGGAGCUGCCCGUCUUUGGCUGCGGCGGCCCGUGAGCCUCCUCCUUCGUCCUCCCCUUUCCCAACGCUGACGGAGCUCCCCGUCGGCCACUCGUCCCGGAGGGUGGUGGAGAUAAUAUUCAACUCCAGCUGGUCCAGAAAGGGGACGCCCUUCCCGGGGGUCAUCGAGAUGCUCUUCAAGGUCCGCAGCCCCCCGCGAACAGUCUCCCGCUUCGAGGAGUACCGUGAAGACGUCCGAUCCCGUGCUGGCCCUGAGGACGCGCGCUGCGCAGCCAAUGGCAACGAGAUGAUGCGCUUCCACUGCGCGCCGGAGGGCCCUCCGACGACUUCCGCGGGGGACCCCAUCUACGACGCGGGGAUCAUCUCCUCCCCCACCGCAUCAGGCGGGAGCAUACGGACCUUCGCCGGCAGCGGCGGAGCCCACGAGAGCGGCUUCGGCUCGUCGUCGGCGGUGGUGCCGGGGAGGCGGAAGGCGAUGCUCGUGUGCCGGGUCAUCGCCGGCCGCGUCCGGAGCUCGUCGGAUGCUGGCGAGUUCGAAUCGAUCUCCGUGGGCAAAGGGGAGCUCCUCGUCUUCGACCCGCGAGCCGUCCUGCCCUGCUUCCUCAUCAUCUACAAAGUCUGA
Spirodela intermedia is the source of this 960-nucleotide messenger RNA. The record is from the annotation of a GenBank genome assembly. NCBI's taxonomy places the organism in Eukaryota, Viridiplantae, Streptophyta, Magnoliopsida, Alismatales, Araceae.